CAAACAUACGUUUUUUUAAUCUCUCUCGAUUCAAUUCCCAAUUUCAACUUCUUCUCUAUCUUUGAAUUACUUUUCCUCUCUCAAUCCCUCAAGAACAAGCUCCUCAACAAUAAGAACAGAAAAAAAACUUUGCAUCUCCCUCUCCCUUUUGUAGAUCUCAGAAUUUCAAAAUUAAGCAAUGGUGGUCAGCACCUCACCAAUCGGAUUCGAAGGAUUCGAGAAGCGUCUCGAGAUCUCCUUCUCGGAGGCGCAGAUUUUCAAGGACCCCAACGGACUUCUCCGCGCCUUGACUCGCCCCCAGAUCGACUUGUUCCUCGACGCGGCCAAGUGCUCUAUCGUCUCGAGCCUCUCCAAUGACAAGCUCGACUCGUACGUCCUCUUCGCGUUGACCGGCAGAGUGGGAAGCUUGUACCAGAGCCCAGUGGUGGGUUCGAAGACGGUGAGCCUGCAGUUGGGCCUUGUCGAUACUUGGCAAAGCUGGAGGUUUGGUGGUGCUUGGUCGUUCGAUCCGAGCCGUGAUGAAGACGAAGAGGUUCUGGACGGUGGAGGAGAGCUUUCGGAGACAGGGAAGUCCGGGAAAUGGAACUCGAAGUUCAGGACUUGCAGACGGCGGCGGAGGAGGGGAAUUGGGGGAAUUUGAGGCGGAGGAGGAAUGGGUUUUGAUUUGUUAAUUAGGGGAAGAGAGUCCCGGAUUGGGGGACUGGGUUUUCGAUCAAAGCCUCAUCUAAAUUCCAAAGGC
Linum trigynum is the source of this 739-nucleotide messenger RNA. Lineage: Eukaryota; Viridiplantae; Streptophyta; Magnoliopsida; Malpighiales; Linaceae. The record is from the annotation of a GenBank genome assembly.